AGAUUAGAUUUCCGUGUUGAAUUGAAUCCAUUUUUACAACUUCAUGGGCGAUUUUUUCUUUAACCUUGUCCUUUUUCGGAUGCAUAAAUUGACUGUUCCACAAACGUUAUGUGUGAGGCGUCACCAAUCACCAUCUGCUGACAACCUUGCAUGCGUCUGCAGCACAGAGACAACUGGGUUUCAACUUUCAAGCUUUCAUUUUGUGACCCUUCAAAAUCUUCAUUUGUUACUUAAAAGUUAAAACUGUGAAUGAAACCCAAUUCCCAAAUGUCAUCUGCAACGUGAAUCAAGAUAAUGCCCAACCAAACCCCCACGCUACGUGGCACCAUGUAGGCUUCAAAAAUAGCGCAGUACAAACAAAAGAUAAAAGGGCAUUCAAACGAUUCUAUUCUAUUAAUGAGAAAUGUGACAAAACUGUCACCUUCAUUGUUAUUGCGUGAAAUGUGCAAAGCAUUGAGCCAGUCGUCCACCACAACUGAUGAACUUCCCCAAUCCAUAAGUACACAUGUCCUCUCCUCUGUUUGCCAGCCUCACUCACUCUCCGCCUAACCAAACACCGCCCACAAAGCUUCUUCAAGACUGGGAAUUCAUGGCUUCCUUCUCUCAGUCUCAUGCAAGAAAGCCCACAUCUCCGUUACUGGUGUUUCCCUUUGCACUUCUCCUGUUCAUUCUCUCAUCCUCUGCCUAUAGCGACGACAAGCUAUCAGCAUACGAGAUGCUUCAACAAUAUGACUUCCCAAUCGGCCUUCUUCCCAAAGGAGUAACAGGCUACGAGCUAGACAGGGACACCGGCAAUUUCAAGGCGUAUUUCAACGGAACCUGCAGCUUCUCCCUUGAAAACUCGUAUCAGCUCAGGUACAGAUCCACCAUAACUGGUGUUUUGUCCAAAGACAGGCUCAAAAAUUUGAAGGGUGUGAGUGUGAAGGUGCUCUUCUUCUGGAUCGACAUAGUGGAAGUGGUUCGAAAUGGCGAUGAGCUACAAUUCUCCGUGGGGAUUGCUUCAGCCGACUUUUCAAUCGACAACUUUGAGGAGAGCCCGCAGUGUGGCUGUGGAUUUGCUUGUCAACAGUUGGUGAGUAGCGCCGUGCCAUCACAUUCGGUGAGAGCACUUAUGAAGUCUAACUAACUAUAUGCAGCAGAAGUAAGUUAGGCGAGUUGCCGAGGACAGUAAGCCCAUCGCGUGCACCACCUAACUUCGAGUCCCCAUCCCCCUUAGAUUAAAAGAGGGCUUUGCAAAUAGAGCAUUAGAGCGAGCCCUCUCUAUAUAAGAUCUGCUUUGUUGUGUGCAAUUUAUAUAUGUAUCAUGUAUGCACAAACGAAUCAAAUGGAAUAUUCUUUGUUUUGUCUCUCAAA
This is a messenger RNA of Prunus persica (peach), 1353 nucleotides long. RefSeq lists its product as uncharacterized. NCBI's taxonomy places the organism in Eukaryota, Viridiplantae, Streptophyta, Magnoliopsida, Rosales, Rosaceae. The transcript has a single exon. The record is from RefSeq and is a predicted model, not a curated record. Bases 506 to 1126 code for a protein of 206 amino acids.